AUGGAAGUCGAAGAAGCAAUAUGUGUGUACUUGGGUACACCGUCAUCAUUAAACAUUAGAGACAAAUAUGCUAAUUACUUUGUAAAUGAGGGUCGUGUAGAAUGGCAAGACACAAAAAUAUAA
Molecule: messenger RNA, 123 nt
Organism: Parnassius mnemosyne (clouded apollo)
Lineage: Eukaryota; Metazoa; Arthropoda; Insecta; Lepidoptera; Papilionidae
Source: the annotation of a GenBank genome assembly